CUCACCUCUCACCGUCUGCUCUGUGGCUCCCAGUGCUGACUCUGGAAGGUACUUCAUCUUGGGUAGAAGAUGUGUGAUCAGACCUUUCUUGCUAAUGUAUUUGGCUCAUGUGACAAAUGUUUCAAACAAAGAGCUCUGAGACCAGUUUUCAAGAAAUCUCAACAACUCAGCUACUGUUCAACAUGUGCAGAAAUCGUGGCCUCAGAAGGCACACACGGCAAUGAGCUCAUCUCCUCCUUAGAAAGCCAACUAAUGAAUGCAGAGGGAAGGGUGGACUGAGAAAGAUCACCACUUAGGGAAGUGGGGAUGCACCAGGUGGCGGAGCGGGUAGAGGCCCUGGGGCAGUUUGUCAUGAAGACCAGAAGGACCCUCAAAGGCCAUGGGAACAAAGUCCUGUGCAUGGACUGGUGCAAAGAUAAGAGGAGGAUCGUGAGCUCGUCACAGGAUGGGAAGGUGAUCGUGUGGGAUUCCUUCACCACGAAUAAGGAGCACGCGGUCACUAUGCCCUGCACGUGGGUGAUGGCAUGUGCUUAUGCCCCAUCGGGAUGUGCCAUUGCUUGUGGUGGUUUGGAUAAUAAGUGUUCUGUGUAUCCCUUGACGUUUGACAAAAAUGAAAACAUGGCUGCCAAAAAGAAGUCUGUUGCUAUGCACACCAACUACCUGUCGGCCUGCAGCUUCACCAACUCUGACAUGCAGAUCCUGACAGCGAGCGGCGAUGGCACGUGUGCCCUGUGGGAUGUGGAGAGCGGGCAGCUACUGCAGAGCUUCCACGGACAUGGGGCUGACGUCCUCUGCUUGGACCUGGCCCCCUCAGAAACUGGAAACACCUUCGUGUCUGGGGGAUGUGACAAGAAAGCCAUGGUGUGGGACAUGCGCUCCGGUCAGUGUGUGCAGGCCUUUGAAACACAUGAAUCUGACAUCAACAGUGUCCGGUACUACCCCAGUGGAGAUGCCUUUGCUUCAGGGUCAGAUGAUGCUACGUGUCGCCUCUAUGACCUGCGGGCAGACAGGGAGGUCGCCAUCUAUUCCAAAGAGAGUAUCAUAUUUGGAGCAUCCAGCGUGGACUUCUCCCUCAGUGGUCGCCUGCUGUUUGCUGGAUACAAUGAUUACACUAUCAACGUCUGGGAUGUUCUCAAAGGGUCCCGGGUCUCCAUCCUGUUUGGCCAUGAAAACCGCGUUAGCACUCUACGAGUUUCGCCCGAUGGGACUGCUUUCUGCUCAGGAUCAUGGGAUCAUACCCUCAGAGUCUGGGCCUAAUCAUCUCACAAUGCACUCAUGUAUACCUGAGAAUUUGAAAUCUUCACAUGUAAAUAGAUAUUACUUCUAGAGGAGCUUAGGGUUUACUGCGGUUUAGCUUAGGGGAGUAACCAUGGCUCACAGGUCACUAAGCGUCUCCAAUAUGACUAUUAAAACUGUCACCUCUGGAAAUACACUAGUGUGAGCCUUCAGCACUGCGAGAAUACCUUCAAGUACAAUACCUUCAAGUUCUUUUGGAACACUUUAAAAUGUAUCUGUUUUUAAGGUUAUUCUAAAUUAUAGUAGCCUCAACUCAUUCUGUCACCAGUAGAAUUCAGCAGUUAAUAUAGUCCGUAUUAUUUCUUUGAGUCAAUUCAUUUUCAGAGCACUUUAAAGUCUGAUAUUUCUUGUGCACUGUGAUGCCUGGAACCUUCGUCUGGAAGUGCUGGUUUUAUGGACUGAGGACUGGUAACUGGUCUGGAUAGAAGCAAAUUCCAAUUCCAAAUGUAAUCAGACAAAAGUCACUUUUUUUAGAAUGUUUUUAUUGUAAAAGUGUCUUCUUCAGCUUCC
Molecule: messenger RNA, 1806 nt
Organism: Mandrillus leucophaeus (drill)
Lineage: Eukaryota; Metazoa; Chordata; Mammalia; Primates; Cercopithecidae
Gene: GNB5
Product: guanine nucleotide binding protein (G protein), beta 5
Exons: 16
Biological process (GO): G protein-coupled receptor signaling pathway; G protein-coupled dopamine receptor signaling pathway
Cellular component (GO): heterotrimeric G-protein complex; cytoplasm
Molecular function (GO): protein binding; signaling receptor complex adaptor activity
Source: RefSeq, a predicted model, not a curated record